Symbiodinium natans is the source of this 417-nucleotide messenger RNA. NCBI's taxonomy places the organism in Eukaryota, Dinophyceae, Suessiales, Symbiodiniaceae. The record is from the annotation of a GenBank genome assembly.
AUGUUGGUAUUGGAGGAGAUGAGUCAAGCACUGGCGCUCUUCGACAGGUGGGGCGGGUCCUAUAACCUGCAAUUCCUGAAUGAGUGUGCUGACGAUGACCAGUGGAACGCAGCAUGGCACGCCUACUUGGACGGCACAGGAUCGCCGCGAGCCUUGAAAACUCGCACUCAGGAGUUGGCCAAAACGAGCUCCAGUCUGGCCAUGGGAACCCUCAUGAACGCAGCCCAAUUGAUAGAUCUGGUCCACAAAGUGAACCUCAUUUGUGAUGAGAAGCAUCUCGACCCUACGCAGACCGCGUCUCACACGAACCAGAUCGUAGAGGCAUUGCCUGAUCUUGGCCAGACAGUUACUGCUCAGGUCAAGACGACCGUCAGUAGUAUUGUUGAAACUUGUACUCACUUGUUGCACCACGGGUGA